AUGAAUACCAUAAAUUUAUUCAUACUUAUUCUAGUUCAUGCUUUACUAGCUCAAGCUGGUUCAGACUUUAGCGCUUGUUUGUCUAGUAGUAUAUAUAACACACUAUCGUCGUAUGUUGCUAAUAUAGCUGAUAAACAACAUUUCUGCUGUACUAGUGUUCAGUGCAGUGCCAAAGCACCAACCUGUCCUUUUAUCGAAGAUCUUGAUGGUCAAUGUAUUAAAGUUGGACAAUCGAAA
This is a messenger RNA of Dentiscutata erythropus, 237 nucleotides long. The record is from the annotation of a GenBank genome assembly. Lineage: Eukaryota; Fungi; Glomeromycota; Glomeromycetes; Diversisporales; Gigasporaceae.